Sceloporus undulatus (fence lizard) is the source of this 1462-nucleotide messenger RNA. It is a transcript of the gene HCRTR2, whose product is annotated as hypocretin receptor 2. Gene Ontology annotation, cellular component: membrane. The record is from RefSeq and is a predicted model, not a curated record. Gene Ontology annotation, molecular function: orexin receptor activity. Gene Ontology annotation, biological process: G protein-coupled receptor signaling pathway; circadian sleep/wake cycle process; feeding behavior. Lineage: Eukaryota; Metazoa; Chordata; Lepidosauria; Squamata; Phrynosomatidae. Bases 1 to 1353 code for a protein of 450 amino acids. The transcript has 7 exons.
AUGCCUCUCACUCAAGUGGAGGAUGGUGUCCUCCCUUGCAGGAACUGCUCAUUGAAUAUGGAGCUGAAUGAAACUCAGGAGCUUUUUGGAAACCCCACAUCUGAUUAUGAUGAAGAAGAAUUCCUGCGGUACCUGUGGAGGGAAUAUUUAUACCCCAAAGAAUAUGAAUGGGUUCUGAUUGCUGGAUAUAUUAUUGUGUUUCUUGUGGCGCUCGUAGGGAACAUCCUUGUUUGUGUUGCAGUAUGGAAAAACCAUCACAUGAGAACAGUUACCAAUUACUUCAUAGUAAACCUCUCCCUGGCUGAUGUCCUUGUCGCCAUCACUUGUCUUCCAGCAACUUUACUGGUGGAUAUCACAGAGACCUGGUUCCUUGGUGAUGGCCUUUGCAAGGGGAUUCCUUAUCUACAGACUGUGUCAGUCUCUGUUUCUGUGCUGACUCUCAGUUGCAUUGCAUUGGAUCGAUGGUAUGCAAUUUGUCAUCCUUUGAUGUUCAAAAGUACAGCCAAACGGGCUCAGAACAGCAUCAUCAUUAUCUGGAUUGUGUCCUGCAUAAUAAUGAUUCCCCAGGCCAUUGUCAUGGAGUGCAGCAGUGCGUUUCCAGCAUUAGCCAACAAAACCAUCUUAUUUACUGUCUGCGAUGAGCACUGGGGAGCUGAAAUCUAUCCCAAACUGUAUCACACCUGUUUUUUCUUGGUAACAUACUUGGCUCCCCUGUGUCUUAUGGGACUGGCCUAUUUACAGAUAUUUCAAAAGCUGUGGUGCCGACAGAUUCCAGGAACUUCAUCAGUGGUUCAGAGAAAGUGGAAGUUGCUGCAGUCUGGAUCACAGACCGGAGGGCUAAAGACGUCAGCAAAUUUGAGGAUUAGUGCUGUGACAGCUGAAAUCAAACAGAUUCGAACCAGAAGAAAAACAGCACGUAUGCUCAUGGUUGUUCUCCUGGUUUUUGCUCUCUGUUAUCUCCCAAUUAGCAUUCUCAACAUACUGAAAAGGGUAUUUGGGAUGUUCAACAAUGCCAGUGACAGAGAAAGCGUAUAUGCCUGGUUUACCUUCUCCCACUGGCUUGUCUAUGCAAACAGUGCAGCAAAUCCAAUUAUUUAUAAUUUUCUCAGUGGGAAGUUCCGGGAAGAAUUCAAAGCAGCUUUUUCUUGCUGCUGCUUUGGUGUUAGCCGCUGCCACCACCACCGCUGCGACCAUGGUCAGCGAGUCAGAGGACAGAUAAACACUGAAAGCCGAAAAUCCUUGACCACUCAAAUCAGCCAUUUUGACCAUGGAACAAAGAUCUCAGAGCAUGUUGCACUGACCAAUAUAAGCACGCUGCCAGUGAAUGGCUCUGCACCGAUUCACGCCUGCUAGCCUACUUCCUUCUGGGUUGAUCAGCACCUUUGUCAGCAGAAUCUGAACCAGGUCACUACAGACUGAAUUGGAACAUCAGACUGUGAACUGACUGAAAGCCACACGAAAA